Pantherophis guttatus is the source of this 1094-nucleotide messenger RNA. Its product is annotated as phospholipase A and acyltransferase 3-like. Gene Ontology annotation, biological process: N-acylphosphatidylethanolamine metabolic process. Gene Ontology annotation, cellular component: cytoplasm. Gene Ontology annotation, molecular function: A2-type glycerophospholipase activity; glycerophospholipid phospholipase A1 activity. The record is from RefSeq and is a predicted model, not a curated record. NCBI's taxonomy places the organism in Eukaryota, Metazoa, Chordata, Lepidosauria, Squamata, Colubridae.
CUCUUCAAAACUCCCAAUUUCUCGGUCACUCAGGAGGAAUUUCCCUUUCUCCAGAUUCCUGAGAAGGACAAAACUGCAGCUGGCAUAAAUAUGACCAACAAAACAUCCUGGACAGGCGAGGUGGACCUGGAGCCUGGAGACUUGAUCGAGAUCUUCCGGAAGGGAUAUCAACACUGGGCAGUCUACGUUGGUUUGGGUGAAGUUGUCCAUUUGGCUCCGCCAAGUGAAUGUGCAGGAGCUGGCGCUGCCAGCUGCAAGUCGCUCUGGGCCAACACAGCAAUGGUGAAGAAGGAAAAGCUGUCCGACGUGGUAGGGACAGACCGCUACCGUGUCAGCAACAAGCACGAUUCCAGAUAUACUGUCCGCACCCCAGAUCAGAUUAUCUCUAUUGCAAACGGUCUGGAGGGCAAAACAGUGGAAUAUAAAAUCACCAGCCAGAACUGUGAGCAUUUUUCCAACUCCCUGCGCUACGACGUGGCCCGGAGUGACCAAAUCCGGGAUGUGGCAUUGAUAGGAAUGUCAGCAGCUUUGGUCCUGCUGUUAGUCUGAAGAUCUAGCAAGGAGAACUUUAACCUGGCUUCAAGGAAGAGUCACUGAGAAUUCACUUUUUCCAAUAUUAUUUGUUUGCCUUCUUCCUCUUUGUCUCUCUCUCUCUCUCUCUCUCUCUCUCUCUCUCCAUCUUCUCUUCCUUUUUCUUGAGAUAAGCGUUUCUCACAAGAAAAAUCUAUGCUUGGUGCUCUCCUCUCCAGUUUCUUUUUUCUUUCUUUCUUUCUUUCUUUUUUUAAAAAAAGUUUUUAUUUUUUAAAAGAACUAUAAACACUCCAUCUUCCCUUAAACAGUGUGCCGUCUGGGUCAGUGGUGAAAUCCAAAUUUCUUUACUACCGGUUCUGUGGGCGUGGCUUGGUGGGCAUGGUGUGGCUUGGUGGGCGUGAUUUGGUGGGUGUGGCAGGGGAAGGAUACUGCAAAAUCUCCAUUCCCACCCCACUCCUGGGGAAGGAUACUGCAAAAUCUCCUUUUGCAGGGGAAGGAUACUGCAAAAUCCCCAUUCCCAGCCCACUCCAGGGGAAGGAUACUGCGAAAUCUCCAUUCCCUCC